This is a messenger RNA of Telopea speciosissima, 1450 nucleotides long. RefSeq names its product glucan endo-1,3-beta-glucosidase 9. NCBI's taxonomy places the organism in Eukaryota, Viridiplantae, Streptophyta, Magnoliopsida, Proteales, Proteaceae. Gene Ontology annotation, biological process: carbohydrate metabolic process. The record is from RefSeq and is a predicted model, not a curated record. Gene Ontology annotation, molecular function: hydrolase activity, hydrolyzing O-glycosyl compounds. The transcript has 2 exons. Bases 2 to 1450 code for a protein of 482 amino acids. Gene Ontology annotation, cellular component: plasma membrane.
GAUGUUGCGGAAGCUUUGUGUGGUUUGGAUUGUGUUGGCCGUUUCAAACUCGGCGUUGCAGAUAGGAGCCAUGGGAGUGAAUUGGGGAACUUCUGCUUCCCACCCUCUUCCACCUACCAAUGUGGUGGAGCUACUGAAGUCCAAUGAGAUCACUAAAGUGAAACUCUUUGAUGCAGACCCGCUCGUUCUUGGGGCCCUGUCGGGUUCUCGAAUCGAUGUCACAGUUGGCAUUCCAAAUUCGAUGCUGAGAAACUUGAGUUCAUCGAAGAAGGUCGCGAAUAGUUGGGUGCACGAUAAUGUCACUCGCUAUUUUUCUAAUGGUGGAGUUCAAAUCGAGUACAUUGCAGUUGGAGAUGAGCCAUUCCUCCAAAGCUAUGGGGAAGAAUUCAAACCCUUUGUCAUUGGGGCAGUGACAAACAUCCAAAUAGCUCUGAUUGAAGCAAAGCUAUCAGACAAGGUGAAAGUUGUGGUUCCAUGCAGUUCCGAUGCUUACCAGUCAGAAUCUGGUCUGCCAUCGAAAGGACAUUUCAGGCCUGACCUCAACAAAACCAUGAUUCAGCUCCUGACAUUUCUAAGCAAGCAUCAUUCCCCUUUCUUCGUGAACAUCCAGCCUCUCUUGAGCCUCCACCAAAACAGGAAAAUAUCCCUUGAUUUUGCACUAUUUAAAGCAACUGCACAUCCUCUUAAUGAUGGUCAUAAAAUGUACAAGAACAGCUUUGAUGUUAGCUUUGAUACUCUUGUUGCAGCAUUAUCUCAGUUUGGAUUUCCUGACAUGGAUAUUGUCAUUGGGGAGAUUGGAUGGCCCACAGAUGGAGCCAUGAAUGCCUCCUCCGCCAUUGCUCAGACCUUCAUGAAAGGCCUUGUGGAUCGUCUUCAAAGCAAAUUUGGGACCCCACUGAGACCCAGAAAGCCUCCAAUGGAGACAUACAUCUUCAACCUUCUAGAUGAAGAUCAAAGAAGCAUAACCAAUGGGAAUUUUGAGAGGCACUGGGGUGUGUUCACUUUUGAUGGUCAGGCAAAAUACCAAAUGGAUUUAGGUCAAGGCUUCCAAAAACUCAUCAAUGCGCACGGUGUUGAAUACCUUCCCACCAAAUGGUGUGUUGUGGACAACAACAAAGAAAUGUCGAAUGUAACUGCCAUUGCGCAAGAUGCAUGUUCUAUUGCUGACUGUACAGCACUGUCACCGGGAGGCUCUUGCUUCAAUAUCAGUUGGCCCGGGAAUGUAUCUUACAUAUUUAACAGCUACUAUCAGCAGCAUGACCAAAAGUUAGGCAGCUGUGAUUUUGGUGGGCUGGGUUUGAUCACAACUGUUGACCCUUCAAUUGGCAAUUGCAGGUUUGCCGUUGAGCUACGUACUUCAGUGUCAACUUCUCUUAGUAGCAGCGUGUUUUGGAGGACAUUUCUCACAACACUAUCUGUUUCAAUGUCUUUGCUUGGACUUACACAGUAG